Lactuca saligna is the source of this 1996-nucleotide messenger RNA. The record is from the annotation of a GenBank genome assembly. NCBI's taxonomy places the organism in Eukaryota, Viridiplantae, Streptophyta, Magnoliopsida, Asterales, Asteraceae.
AUGGGCAAUACAUGCCGUGGAUCAUUCGGAGGAAAAGGCGCUAAAAGCUUCAAUCAACCUGAACAUCGUUCCAGUAUCAAACACGAAUCUUCUUCCACCCAAGUUAACAAAAACUCAACAACGAAAUCGAACCCACAACAACACACAACCCAAAACACAGCUUCAAAGGAUUCAACUCCGAAACCCCAAAUUGACGACGACGACGACACCAUGAAUCGCACUAGUCAACCAUUCUAUGUCAUCGGACAUAAAACCGCAAACAUCCGUGAUCUUUACACUUUAGGUCAAAAACUAGGCCAAGGCCAAUUUGGUACAACCUAUUUAUGCACCGAGCAUUCCACCGGUAAUAAUUACGCCUGUAAAUCCAUUUCAAAGCGGAAAUUGAUUUCAAAAGAGGAUGUGGAAGACGUAAGGAGGGAAAUCCAAAUCAUGCAUCAUUUAGCAGGCCACAAAAACAUCGUCACCAUUAAAGGCGCAUAUGAAGAUCCUUUAUAUGUUCAUAUUGUCAUGGAGCUCUGUGGUGGUGGAGAACUUUUCGACAGAAUCAUUCAAAGGGGACAUUACAGUGAACGAAAGGCAGCCGAAUUGAUCAGAAUCAUCGUUGGCGUCGUCCAGGCUUGCCAUUCCCUCGGUGUUAUGCAUCGCGAUUUAAAACCUGAAAAUUUCUUGUUGGUUAACAAAGACGAUGAUUUCUCACUCAAAGCGAUUGAUUUUGGACUCUCCAUUUUCUUCAAACCAGGUCAAAUCUUCACAGAUGUAGUUGGGAGUCCAUAUUAUGUUGCUCCUGAGGUGUUAUUGAAGCAUUAUGGUCCAGAAGCAGAUGUAUGGACAGCUGGCGUCAUUCUUUACAUUCUUUUAAGCGGUGUACCUCCAUUUUGGGCUGAAACACAACAGGGGAUAUUUGAUGCGGUUUUGAAGGGUAAUAUAGACUUUGAUUCAGACCCAUGGCCACUUAUAUCUGAAAGUGCAAAAGAUCUUAUUAGAAAGAUGUUAUGUUCGCGCCCUUCAAAUCGAUUAACAGCUCAUAAAGUUCUCUGUCAUCCAUGGAUAUGUGAAAAUGGUGUUGCACCUGAUAGAGAACUGGAUCCAGCAGUUCUUAGUCGUUUGAAGCAGUUUUCAGCCAUGAAUAAGUUAAAGAAGAUGGCUUUAAGGGUUAUAGCUGAGAGCUUGUCGGAAGAGGAGAUUGCUGGUUUGAGGGAAAUGUUUAAGGCAAUGGAUACUGAUAAUAGUGGUGCAAUUACAUUUGAUGAAUUAAAAGCGGGUUUAAAAAAGUUUGGUUCUACAUUAAAGGAUACAGAAAUUCGAGACCUUAUGGAUGCGGCUGAUGUGGACAACAGUGGGACAAUCGACUAUGGAGAAUUUGUAGCAGCUACAAUUCAUUUGAACAAAUUGGAACGCGAAGAACAUCUUGUGGCUGCAUUUCGGUAUUUUGACAAAGAUGAAAGUGGUUAUAUUACGUUUGAUGAGCUUCAACAGGCUUGUAUAGAUCAUAACAUGACUGAUAUUCUUGUGGAAGAUAUUAUUAAAGAAGUUGAUCAAGAUAACGAUGGGAGGAUUGAUUAUGGGGAAUUUGUAGCGAUGAUGACAAAAGGAAAUGGAGGAAUUGGAAGAAGAACGAUGAGGAAUAGUGUAAACAUUAGCAUGAGAGAUUCGCCAAGAGCUGCCCGAGAUUCGCCAAGAGCUGCCCGGGAUUCCCCAAGGGCUGUAUGGGAUUCACCAAGGGCUGCCCGGGAUUCACCCCGAGCUGCCCGUGAAUCACCCAGGGCUGCCCGCGAUUCACCAAGGGCUUACCUCCAGUAAUCGUUUCUUGUUGUUGAAUUGAAUGUAUCUUGUCUGUUUUUUGGUUUUUUUUUAUGGUUCAAGUAGAAAAAAUGAUUUUAUGAACAAUGAAAUGUUAACUGGCCAAUAAGAAAGUGUUAGCUAGUAUUUGGUAUGUAAUAAUCACGUUUGAAAUUGAAUGGAACAAAUAUAUAUUUAUAAUUAUAUUACUCCAAAG